Rhizophagus irregularis DAOM 181602=DAOM 197198 is the source of this 483-nucleotide messenger RNA. RefSeq lists its product as uncharacterized. The record is from RefSeq and is a predicted model, not a curated record. Lineage: Eukaryota; Fungi; Glomeromycota; Glomeromycetes; Glomerales; Glomeraceae.
AUGAGUGAUACCAAACAAGAUAUUAUCGAUUUUAAAGACGAAGAAAAUGAAUCAUCGAAAACGAAAUUGAUUCUUUCACAUGUUCAACCAUCUACAUCAUUUUCCUCUCACAAACCACCUUCCUUAACUACAACCUCAGAUCAAUUGCAGUAUAGUAAAAAUAUUGACAGAUCAAAUGAACCAUUUGACAAAAACAAUCAAGACAAUCUUAUCGCAAUUUAUCGAGCUAAAAAUCUUAUAGCAUUUUUUAGAGCGUUACAUGGAGGACAAUUUCGUAAUGUAGAUUUAAACUAUUAUGUCGUAAUAUCAGAUGGACAAUUAAUUGGCAUUUACGAGAAUGAGGAAAAAGCUUGUCAAGUAGCAGCUCAAACAAAUUUUAAUAUUGGCAAUCAAGUUGGUGAUGGAAUGGUUUUUCCUAUUUCGGGAAAUUUUAAAUCAAGAAAAAAAUCUAGUAAUAGAAAUUAUAUUUUUCCUAGAGUUUAA